GUUUUGCCCCUGGUUGCUAUCCAGUUUCAGCCCAGCAAUUAUCACUUAAUAGGGUGUUACCCAAUACCACCCAUCCAAGAUAGCAGAUCCACACUUGGCCAAAGUGUUGCAUAAGACGUGGGAGGGGACGCUGCAGAGUGCCCUGGCCGCUGUGACACCCAAGGGGAGAGGUAUAAAGUUGGGCGCCUUCGAAGGAGACGGCAUCUUCCUCUGCCCAGCUGCUUUUCUCUUGACAGCACGCAAGGAGCAAGAGGAGGCACCUGCGGGAAUGAGAUCCACCAUGCAUAGCCUUCUGGUGCUCCUGCUAUGCUCAUUCUGCGUUCGGGCAGAGAUUGCCAUGCAACCAGACUUCGAUCUUCAGAAGUUUGCAGGGAUGUGGCACAUCAUGGCCGGAACAUCAAACUGCCCCGUAUUCCAGGGCAUGAAGAGCAUCAUGACAACAUCUGCUGCUUUAGUCAAACCCCUUCCAAACGGAGACAUGAAAAUACUUACUGGCUACCCUUUCCCUGAGGAGUGCAAGAAGGUAGAGAUGUACUUUAAGAAGGCAGACCAGCCUGCACACUUCACGAAUGACGAGAAUGCCAAGAGAGAUAUGCGGGUGCUGGAAACCGACUACACCAACUUUGCCCUCCUCUACACCUUCAAGGAGGUCGAAAACGAGCCCAGCAGCACCACCGUCCAGUUGUAUACCCGCACUCAAGACAUCAGCAAUGAAGUGCUGGAGAAGUUCAAGGAACAUUACCACAAGGUGGGGCUCACAGACGACCUGAUGGUAAUCCUCCCCAAGUCUGAUGUUUGCUACAAGCUCCUCAGUGCCUGAAGAGGACCCAAUUCAUCA
Messenger RNA from Lacerta agilis (Sand lizard), 838 nucleotides. Its product is annotated as lipocalin-15-like. Gene Ontology annotation, molecular function: small molecule binding. Bases 269 to 820 code for a protein of 183 amino acids. The transcript has 7 exons. Lineage: Eukaryota; Metazoa; Chordata; Lepidosauria; Squamata; Lacertidae. The record is from RefSeq and is a predicted model, not a curated record.